AUGGAGAUAAGAGCAUGCGUCGUAGACGAGCCAGGAAUAAAGCCAUACUGGUUAGGAUCAAUGGAUKAUARCAAGGWUGGUUUAAGAGACUUUUYAAUGAGAAACGAUUUAGCAAUCUUGGAMAACGUGGAUGCAAAAGUCAAUAUUGCUUGUCCCAGCACUCGUACAAUUCGAAGGCRCAUAGAAGACAAUGGACUAUCUAAAGAGACUGAUAUACAGAAAAAAGCACUUGAAGAAGCAAGUAAAUCUAACCCCCAAGGAAGAUGGUGGAUAAAAGCAGAUGCUACAGACAUGAGGAAAGGAUUGAGAGAGUCGAUGAGCAACAAGUGGUCUGGUGAUUGUGACUUAGGAGAUGGUGCCCUUCAGAAGAGUAUAAAAGAAUAUCAAAGUWGACUUGACUCCAUUGAUUCUAUUGGACAAGAUUCAGAACAAAUACCAGAGURUCUAGGAAAAGAGCAGUCACUUAUUACAAAGGAUAAGGAAUUUCUAUCCAGAGGAUUGAAACAAGCAGAGCUUGUCAUUGAAAAAGCAAGCAAAAAGAAAAAAAGAGCACACAUGACGAGUCCUUGUGUGCACUUCAUUGGGAUGUAAAAGAGUAUGAACACUUGUUGGAUGUAAAUCAAUCCCUUUUCAACUUGUCAUCAGUGAUAUUGGAAGAUAUAAAAUCGACUAAAUACCAAUGGAUCACAGAGCUUGAAGAAUGRAAGUCCUCAAUGAAGAAGUACCUUAAAGAUAUAUACAUGAAAAAAAGAGAAGUGGCAUCACACUUAAUGAUCUUCAUGAUUGCAGAUGAAAUGAGAAAUAUGAAACCAUAUGCAAUUCCUGUUAGAGUACUCCCAUACAAGAGUAUCACUGAUAGUYUUCUGAGGCAACUUCGAGAUGAAGUAAGGGACAUCAU
Exaiptasia diaphana is the source of this 898-nucleotide messenger RNA. RefSeq lists its product as uncharacterized. The transcript is spliced from 4 exons. The record is from RefSeq and is a predicted model, not a curated record. Bases 1 to 591 code for a protein of 196 amino acids. Lineage: Eukaryota; Metazoa; Cnidaria; Anthozoa; Actiniaria; Aiptasiidae.